AUGGAUAACUUAAGGUCUGAUUUAAUAAGAGAAAUUUUAGAAUAUCUUGAUCCCCAUUCCAUGAUGCAGGUUGCUUGGACCUGCAGUAGACUACACCAAAUGGUAUGAUUACAGACUCCAAAACCUUAUCCCCGAUGUCAUUCAGGCCCCUAUUACUUUUUCAAUAUUCCUGAACUUUGUGCAAAACUCUAUACAAAAAUGAAUUUCGCUGGGAAAAGAAACCAAUUUUAUUCGGACUGUGUUCAUGCUUUAAACAAUUUGAGACCAAUUAUAAAGAAAGGUAUAAUUAGUUCAAGCCAAGGCCAAGACGACCAAGGAAUUGAAAAUACUUUGAAUUACGAAGAAGACAGAAAUAUGCGCUUCUGAAGUUCAGCAGGAUCAGAAACAACUGAUGCUAAUGAAUUUUUAAUUUAUGAGCUUAUAGACACCUCUAUUGUAGCUUCAGUUCAUUUUAUGUUCAAUUUUGAAGCAUUACAAUAUUCGUUAUAUGAUGAGGCUGUUCAAUAUCCGCCUCAAAAAAUUCAGAUAAAGAUAGGAAAUAGUGAUAGUAAUUAUCAUUAUUCAUCAGAAAUAUAUGAUGUAAAACCGAAAUCUUCAUAUUUAACUGUGUUGGUUUUGCCUGAACUUGUAAUUGGUAAAUAUAUUAAGUUGGAGUUAAUUGGAAAGGUAGGCUGUCUAUUUAAAGCUCAAAAAUAUUUUACAGUGUUAAGCUAUGUUCUAUGUAUUGGGUAUCCCUUGAAGAGUUUUCCUGAGGAAAGCCCAUUAAAAGCUUUAAGCACUACAAGUGAAGAAAUAGCAGAUAUCAGCAAAAUCGAUUCUGAAUAUAUAAGCACUUAUGCAAUGCGAAAGCCUGCAGAUCCUUUUAUUGCUUAUAAGCUUAUGGAAAAGAACUUACUUUAUCAGUUUAUUGAUGAAGCAAUAAAAGGAAGAAUAUUAAAUACAGUUGAAAGCUACUUUUAUGUUAAAAAAGCUAUAGAAAAUAAAGCAAAAUUUGAUAUCGAUAAAAUAAACCCCAAUACACUUACAGCAUAUUUAUUAGAUGAAAAUGGCUUUUCUCAAGAAGCUUACUCUCUAUGGUUCAAAAUAAUGUUGUGGUGCUAUCCUUAA
Messenger RNA from Blepharisma stoltei, 1107 nucleotides. NCBI's taxonomy places the organism in Eukaryota, Ciliophora, Heterotrichea, Heterotrichida, Blepharismidae. The record is from the annotation of a GenBank genome assembly.